AUGGGGAGAAGAUUGCGUGUUAAUAUGAUUAAUUCACUGAUUCUCGUAGCGUUUUCUAUUUUCUCACAAACUGAAAUGUCUACUCGAGAAGAAUUCUUUGAACUUUCUUCGCCUCUCGACUUCAGGCCUGAUUCCAAUCUUCCGACACGUAAGUAUUUAUGUCGAACACCUGGAAAAUAUAUUUAUAUCAUAUUAUUUGUUAUUUUAAUGCUAUUACUUGGGAUUUGGUUUCUUAUUUGGAGUUUUGAUACAGUGGAAAAGAAAAGUCGCACAUCAACUAUUCAACCAAAAAUUGAUCCAACUUCAACAGUAUCGAAUUGCAAUAAACGGGUUGUUGGAUAUUAUUCCCGAUCAGAAACUUCUAAGAUCACAAGUGUACAGGUUUCCAAGUUAACACAUGCAGUUUUUGCAUUUGUUUAUAUGAACUCUGAUGGAACAUUGAAAUUCGAAAAGCAAGAUGAAGAGGAUAGAUUUAUGCAAUUGAAAGAUAUCGUAAAUAUGGGCACUUCUCCGGUGAAAAUCAUGAUUUCCAUUGGAGGCAAGGAAAAUUCACAGAAUUUUUCGCCGGUAAUAGAAAGUGAAUACAGGAGACAAAUCUUCAUAAAUUCUAUAUUAACUUUUCUAAAAGAGAAUGAUUUGGAUGGAAUUGAUUUGUUUUGGGAGUGGCCAUGUUCUACCUAUAAAUCUGUAUAUUUACAUUUCAUUUGUGAGUUGAAGCAACAAUUGCAAACAAAAGACAAAGAUUAUAUUCUAUCAAUUGUCGUGCCACCUCCUGAAGUUGGAGGAUGGAUAGAUGGGUUUGAUAUGAAUAAUAUUGUUCAAAUCGUUGAUUUUAUAAAUGUAUUUUCACUGGAUUAUUAUGGACCUACGCAAAAUGAUUUUGGAAAAAUCACAGGACCAACUGCACCGAUGUUCAAUGGUGUUCCAGGGAGAGAAACAUUUAAUGUUGAUCACACAUCGAAAGUAUUGUCUUGUGAAACAAUGCAAUCAAACAAAUUCAAUAUUGCAAUCCCAUUUUACACAACACUUUGGGAAAAUGUUCAAGGUCCCAUCGAUAAGAUAGAAAUAUUCAGAAAUGUCAACAAAGUUCAUGGAAAAAUAGUUGGCCAAUCUCAUAUGUCUCGAAUGAUUGUUCAACAAAAAGGUUUUGUUCUCACUCCGUAUUCAUUUGAUAACGCCACAAGAAACGCAUUCAUAUACAAUUCGUCAACCAAAAUAUACCUAACUUUUGAAACGGAUCAAAGUAUUGUGGCAAAGAUCGAGUAUGUCAGCGAGCAUCUGUUGGGUGGUAUUUGCAUUUGGACAGUGGAUAAGGAUGAUGAAGGAAAUAGUCAAUUGAAUGCCAUCUCGUUUGAUGGAUUAUGCACUACAGGAAAUGUGCCAAAGUACGACUGUUCGUAUUGGAAUGGUAACACACUUCCACCAACUCAAUGUAAUUUGACUAUGAAUUAA
Molecule: messenger RNA, 1452 nt
Organism: Caenorhabditis elegans
Lineage: Eukaryota; Metazoa; Nematoda; Chromadorea; Rhabditida; Rhabditidae
Gene: chil-25
Product: GH18 domain-containing protein
Exons: 6
Coding region: 1-1452 (483 amino acids)
Biological process (GO): carbohydrate metabolic process
Molecular function (GO): chitin binding
Source: RefSeq, marked reviewed